GCCACCUCUUCGAAAUGCCUGUUACGUGUGACGCGAACGAUUUCGCCUAUAUCAAAGCUUCGACACUCUCUUCCAAUGGCCGGCAAUUCACCGACGAGUUUGGGCGUACGCUGUCCUUGAGGGGCUUGAAUGUCGGUGGAGACACAAAACUGCCCUCUUCCGUUUCGUCUGAUGGGAAGUUAUCGUUCGUUGGGCGUCCGUUUCCGUUGGAGGAGGCGAGGCAGAGGUUGGAGCAGAUGAAAGCGUGGGGGGUGGGGAUGUUACGGUGGUUGGUCACCUGGGAAGCUCUGGAGCACCGAGCGCCUGGUAUCUAUGAUGAUGACUACGUCAGUUACCUCAUUGCCGUUUUGAAGAUCGCUAAGAAUUUGGGACUUCUUGUUUUCAUUGACAUUCAUCAGGAUGUGUGGAGUCGGCAUUCGGGCGGUUCGGGCGCUCCGGAGUGGACGUUUGAGUUGGCUGGGUUGGACGUGACGAAACUGAGGGAGACGCAUGCGGCUAGUUUGUUGUCGGAGGAGGAGAAGGGGGAGUUGGGGGCGGACGCGGGGCCGAGCGGACGGUUGUGGCCGACAAAUUAUUCGAAGUUUGCAGUGGGGACGAUGUUCACGCUGUUCUUUGCCGGGUCGACAUUUGCGCCGUCUUUUGAGCAUCCGAAGUUCCCAGGAGAGAACAUCCAGGAUAUCUUGCAAAAGUACUAUAUUGCUGCGUUGUCGCAUCUUGCACGCAGGUUGAAGAAGGCGAAGUUGACAAAUGUUGUUGGAUGGGAUUUGAUGAACGAACCGCAUCAUGGAUGGAUUGGGCUGAAGGAUUUGAGGAGGUAUAAUGAGGAUAAGGAGUUGCAUCUUGGAGCUAUGCCCACUGCCGUUGAGGGGAUGUAUCUCGCUGCUGGUAUUCCCAUGUCCGUUCCAUAUUAUGAACGGAGCUGGCCACACCCGACUCGUAAGACAGGAACGAGGCUGAUGAACAAGGAGGGUGUCUCGGUAUGGAAGGAGGAGCGGAAGGAUAUCUGGAGAGCAGAGGGAGUGUGGGAUGUUAACGGUACCGGUACCCCAAGUUUGCUGAAGCCUACAUACUUCACCAAAGAUCCUCGCAACCGCGCCGAAAUCGACUUUAGGCGUGACUUCUAUGCUCCGUUUGUUCAAAAGCUUACUAUAGAGCUGCGCUCGAUCUUGGGGCUAGAUACCUGGAUCUUCCUCGAGCCCGUCCCGAACGAGUCUCCCAAGUGGAUCAUGCCAAACGAUGGGUUGGGGAAGGUCUGUUAUGCACCUCAUUGGUACGACCUUCGCGUACUUUUCGAAAAGGAGUUCUCACCAAAGGUCUCCUUUAAUGUACAAGCGUUGUCAAACGGUUCCCGGAAUUUAUUGGCACAUACCUAUCUCGGCCUGAACGGCCUUCUGAAGAACUACACCACACAGUUCAAGACUUUCGUGGAUGACUUACGACACUUCCCUAUCAACACUCCAGUCCUAAUAGGCGAGACAGGUGUCCCGUUUGACCAGAAUGACCGACAUGGGUACAAGACAGGCGACUGGACCUUGCCUAGUCAACAGCUUGAGGCGAUGCUGGGCGCCAUGGAGAAGAAUUUAAUCUUGAAUUAUACGUUGUGGACGUACUCCGCCGGGAAUAACGGACCGGAGACAGCUGGUGAUAAAUGGAAUCUAGAGGAUUUGAGUUUGAUCUCACAGCAUUCUUCCGUCAAGGAUUUGAAUGGAGGAGCGCACGAAGGAAUCUACGACAACUUGAGAGUGACCGACGUCUUCAUUCGUCCUUACGCACCUAAGGUCGCUGGAGAAGUGAAGGAAAUGAUCUGGGAUCCGAAGAAGAAACUGUUCAAGCUGGUAUUCAUGCCAAACGUAGUGAAGGACGAGGAAGACUACGGCCGAAGAAUCACGGAAAUCUUCAUCCCUCGUAUCCACUUCCCCAAGGGAUUGAAACUGAUAGAGCGAGCUGGCAAGGAAAAGAAGAUUGUCCUCGAGCCGAAGAUCAAGUACGGUGAUAUCACGGAAGACCAGACUGUCUACUAUAUGCAUGAAGUUGGACAAGACCUGGUGACGCUGGAGUUCAGCGAUCCAGAGCAUGAGGUGGAGGAAAAGAGCGCGGUGUCGUGGACUUUGAUCUUGACAUUGAUGUUGCCUCUUUUGGUUCUGCUUUUGGCAUUGGGGUCUAGGAAAGGAUACUUAGAAUAGUCGGUACAUGCGUAGAUGUGUUCAAGUGCACACGUCCAGACCCUCACGGUGGGUCGUUCAGACAUGCACAGAAGAAGCCCUGAAAGAAGA
Molecule: messenger RNA, 2273 nt
Organism: Saitoella complicata NRRL Y-17804
Lineage: Eukaryota; Fungi; Ascomycota; Saitoellomycetes; Saitoellales; Saitoellaceae
Product: glycoside hydrolase
Exons: 1
Coding region: 15-2183 (722 amino acids)
Biological process (GO): carbohydrate metabolic process
Molecular function (GO): beta-glucosidase activity
Source: RefSeq, a predicted model, not a curated record